Fragaria vesca subsp. vesca is the source of this 2171-nucleotide messenger RNA. RefSeq lists its product as uncharacterized. Gene Ontology annotation, biological process: regulation of starch metabolic process; starch metabolic process. The transcript has 4 exons. The record is from RefSeq and is a predicted model, not a curated record. Gene Ontology annotation, cellular component: starch grain; chloroplast stroma. Gene Ontology annotation, molecular function: starch binding. NCBI's taxonomy places the organism in Eukaryota, Viridiplantae, Streptophyta, Magnoliopsida, Rosales, Rosaceae. The coding region runs from base 225 to 2030 and encodes 601 amino acids.
UCUCUCUCUCUCUCUCCUCCCCAACCAAAUGGCGUCGUCUCAUCUCGGCGCCUGUACUCCACGCGCCUCCCAUUUCUACUUACACCGCCACAGGUGCCGAUGCCCGAUCCUUACGGAGCAGCCGCGGACGGCGCCCGUUUGGGAGAAUCGGGAACAGAGGAGUCAGCUUGAGGUUGAGGGCGUCGUCUUCGGAUGGCGGCGGAGGCGGAGACUCGUACCUCGGAAUGUGGAAGAAGGCGGUGGAGAGCGAGAAGAAGGCGGUGGAGUUCCAGAAAAUAGUGGAGAAUUCAGCUCCGGCGGACGGCGAGGGGAUUGUGGAGAAUUUGGAGAAGAAGAGCCAGGAGUUCGAGAAGAUUCUGGAGGUUUCGAAGGACGAGAGGGAUCGGAUUCAGCGAAUGCAGAUCGUUGAUCGGGCCGCGGCGGCGAUCGCGGCGGCUCGCGCGCUUUUGAAAGAGAGCGGCUUAAAGAAGGAGGAGUCCGGUUCAGGUGGAGUGAGGAGUGAAAGUGAACCGGAGUUAGGUGGUUUGAGGACUGAGCCGGACGGCGAGGCUCCUGUAGAAGAAGUGUUGAUAGGAAUGCAGGAUGGGAGUGUAAUUGUGCCUCUGUCAGAAGGUAGUUCAGGAGCUGUGACUCCAGGUCCAGAUUUUUGGUCGUGGACACCGCCGAGUAUUGAUAGUUCAGAUGACUUGCAGGCAGCGAAAAAGCCUUCGGCAAAUCCAAACUUGAGUCUUCCGUUGAAGGAGAAAGAGCGAUCCUUGGAUGUUCUCUCAAUUCCUCUUCAGAGUAUUCUGUCGAACCCUCUUCUUCCCCCUCUGCAGUCACUGAAGGAGGUUGAGAAAGUGGAUGUCGCUGAGUCUACUUCCACAAAAGAUGAACAUGAACUUGGACAUGAGUUUUCCAUACAUGCUGCAGAAGCUGCUCGUGCUCUUGAUAAGAUGGAUGAGGAGUCAUUAUCUGGUGUAUAUACAGAUGGAGCUCGGUGGUGGAAGGAAUCUGGAGUUGAGCAAAGGCCGGAUGGUGUGACAUGCAGGUGGACAAUGAUCAGAGGUGUCAGUGCCGACCAAGUUACUGAGUGGCAAGAGAAGUACUGGGAAGCUGCAGAUGAGUUAGGCCACAAGGAGCUUGGUUCAGAAAAAUUGGGACGUGAUGCACAUGGAAAUGUCUGGCGUGAACAUUGGAAAGAAGCUAUGUGGCAGAACUGUGGACUUGUGCAUAUGGAGAAAUCUGCAGACAAAUGGGGAAAGAAUAGUAGAGGCGAUGAAUGGCAAGAGAAAUGGUGGGAGCAUUAUGAUGCAUCAGGCCAAGCAGAGAAGUGGGCUCAUAAGUGGUGUACAAUUGAUCCAAACACUCCGGUUGAUGCCGGUCAUGCUCAUAUUUGGCAUGAAAGGUGGGGUGAAAAGUAUGAUGGACAUGGUGGGAGUGAUAAAUACACUGACAAAUGGGCAGAACGCUGCGAGGGAGAUGGUUGGUCGAAAUGGGGUGAUAAAUGGGAUGAACAUUUUGAUCCAAAUGGCCAUGGUGUGAAGCAGGGUGAAACAUGGUGGGAAGGCAAGUAUGGGGAGCGGUGGAACAAAACAUGGGGCGAAGGUCACAAUGGUUCAGGGUGGGUUCACAAGUAUGGGAAGAGCAGCAGUGGUGAUCAUUGGGAUACACAUCAGCCGGAAGACACCUGGUAUGAGAGAUUCCCUCACUUUGGUUUCUAUCACUGCUUUGAGAACUCAGUUCAACUCAGGGAAGUUCGAACUCCAUCAGAGCUUAUGUCUUCAGAGACUUCAUCAGACAUGCUUUCAGAAACUUCGUCAGAGACGCCUUCAGAGACUUCAUCAGAGAUGCCUUCAGAUACUUUAUCCGAGAUGUCUCCCGUGGCUUCAACAGAGAUACCUACUGAGACUUCAUCAGAGAUACCUUCAGAGACUGCAUCAGAGACGCCUUCCGAAGUUCCAUUGGACAUGUCACCAGAUAGUCCAGCGGAGUUGCCUUCAGAACUUCUCCUGAAGAGACAAUCAGAGGUGGCCUCAGAGAUGUCAUAAAUCAUUAUCCGAGGAAGCUGCAAAAGGCAAUCUAUAUACAUGGUCAUAGUUUGAUCCCCGUUUCUGAAUAAUGAGAGUGCAGUAUAUAGUAUAGUAUUUCUUUCUAGGCUUUAGUAUUUGCCGGUUUUUUGGUUCUUGUGU